GCGCAGAAAAGAGAGGGGUGAGUUUCAUACGUUUCUGUAACCAACAGACUGAGAGAGAGAGAGAGAGAGAAAAGAGAGAGAGAGCAAGAAGAGGAAGAAGGAAAAAACAGAGGCAAGGAAAGAAUCCCGUCUCCUCUGUUGGCUGUAGUGUGGUGAGAGCACUGGCUAGAAGAGCAUCCUUUCUACCUAAGUUUCCCGAAGCCCGGAGUUUAGCGGUUUUUCCGGCGGUGGACGCCUCUCUGAGUCUGUUUCUUUCUCUGUGUUGCCCUCUUCAGAAGGGGAGAGGAUUGAACGCCUCCUGAUUCCCAAAGAGGUCACGUUUUCUCGGUUUCUCUUUUGGGUUAUCGGUUUCGUAAAUUCUGACGUAGGUUUUUUGUUUUUUGGGGCGAAGGGGAAAGUGGGGAGGAAGUUUGGGUGGGUUUAGGUUUUCUUCUGGGGGAAGGGGAGUAGCGGAUAGAGGGCGGGGAAGUGUGUUCGGUUUUCCUCUUGGCUUGGGCAUCCGAUUUUUGUUUUUCGGGGUAAUCGUUGGGUUAUUGACUUGUCUUUCUUUCUUUUUGUCUUUCUCGUUGUUUAUCCUCUGGAGGUUGCAUCCUGUUUGGUUUCUUUUGGACGACUUUCCCUUCUACUCGCAUGGUUUCUUUUAGGGUUUUCUAGUUUUUAGUUUAAUUUUGGUACUGGCUUGCCGGAUUUUAGGGUUUCUUCCGCCACUCUUCUCUUGUGGUUCAUCGAGAACGGCUGUUAGGCCGUUCUCGCUCGCAAAGAGAAUUGCCCUUCUGAGUUUUGGGGCAAUGGGUGGAUUGCGCGGCGGUUUGUAGCUAUGGCAUUGCUGGAAAAUGAAGGUGUUGGGGUUUAGAUUCGUGGGGUUGGUUUUUUGACGAUCUGCCGGGUGUGGUAGCGCAUUCCUCAUCGUUUCUCUUCAUCUACAUCAGGCUCGGUUUCCAGGCAUGCUUUCCCUGCCCUGGUUAAUGUGGGGAAGAUUUCUGAUUCGGUGAAGAGUUGUGUUGUUCCGUGUUACUAAGUUGAUGCAAGAUUUGGCGUUGGAAGGAGGAAUUUAUUGCCGGAAAAGUGGAAACUGUAGAUACUUAGAUAAGUUGGGUUGCUUUGCUGAUUCAUCGAAUUCAUACGUACCUCUAUGUAAAGAAGAAUUCAUCAGGCUCUCUCCAUUUCCAGUAUCGUCACUCCUCCACCUAGGCACGAGGAGAUGAUAUUAAUGUCAUUGUUGUCAGAAGGAGGCUUGCCGAGCUGGUGAUCGAAUGUAAAUUUUGGUGAGAGAUUUGGGUCUUCGGUUAAUGCCGUUGUGAACGGGAUACUAUAUAGUCUAGUCGUGGUGAAGAAGGCUCUGGCGAAGGUUUAGUCUUCUUGAGUUUUAGACAUCUAGAACGUGGGGAAGGUUUUGCCCUUGAUUUGAGGUUAGGAUAUUACUAAUUUCCCGAUUGUACAGACGACACAGUUUCUUUUGCAAUGAUAGUUUGUUGAAUAUACUAUUAGUACCUUGUGGUCGCGUGUAACUUGAUAAUGGUUGAAAAGUGCUAUGGAGAAAGGUGAGCCAACAUUUGUUCCUGAAUGGUUGAAGGCAUCCACUGGGAGCUCAGUGGGGGGUGUAAGCACCCCCCACCAUCUCAACUCAAAUUCCCAAUCGGAUGACUCUCCUGUCAUGCAUUUGAGUAGAAAUAGAUCAUCUCAUUUGCAGUUCUCCGUUCCAAGUGUUAUUGAUUAUGAUGCCCCCCGUCCUUCCUCAUUUGUGGAGAAAAGUUCUACCUCUCAUUUUCGUCGGAGUUCUAGUAGUAAUGGUAGUUUGAUGCAUGACAAGGACACUCCAUCAUAUUCACGCACAUACAAUAGCUUUGGACGGAAUCAUAGAGGUUACGCUUAUGAGCUUGAUAAGGAUAUUGCACGAUUUGAUCGGAGUAAGGACCGAGAAAGAGACUGGGAGAAAGAUAGAACAACUUUGGGUGAUCUUAGGGACAGGGACCGUGAUUAUGUUGAUCCUCUAACCAAUAAUGUAGUGGGCAGUAGGCUUGAGAAAGAGACCUUGUGUUGGUCACAAUCCACAAUUUCUGGGAAAAAGGGUGAGAGGAGCGACAGUAAGGUUAAAAGGCCAGGGAAUGAUUUGGGAGGUACAAAUAAUGGCUUGGUUAACAGUGGAGGUCUUGUCAGCAGCAUGUACAAGGCAACAUUUGAAAGGGAUUUCCCUUCUCUAGGUUCUGAUGACAAGCAUGGACGAUUGGGCACAGGAGCUCCUGAUAUAUGUAGGGUUCCCUCUCCUGGACUCACCACAGUUGCUCAAGGAUUGCCAUUAGGAAGUGCAUCGGUUAUUGGUGGUGAUGGCUGGACAUCUGCUUUGGUUGAAGUUCCAGUUAUAAUUGGAAGCAACAGUUCCUUGAUUCCAUCUGCUCAGCAGACUUCUUCUGUAAAUGCAGCUUCUGUGCCGCCAAACACACAUACUGGUCUUAAUAUGGCUGAAACAUUAGCUCAAGCUCCUGCACGUGCUCGGUCUACUCCACAGCUAUCUAUUGAGACCCAGAAGCUUGAAGAAUUGGCUAUCAAGCAGUCAAGACAAUUGAUACCUGUGAUACCUUCAAUGUCUGCAAAGCUGGCACUUGGCUCCUCAGAUAAAGCAAAACCAAAGACAGUGCGACCUGGAUCUCUGCUUGUUAACUCCGUACGUGGACCUGUAAGACCUGAUUCUCCCAAGUCAUCUCAAGGUGGGAAGCUGCUGGUUCUCAAGCCCAACCGUGAAGUGAAUGGAAUAUCUCCUACUUUGAAAGAUAGUUUGGCAUCUUCAACCAAAGUUCCACUUAACUCUGCCAGUAUCUCACCAUCAGCUGGAUCUGGUUCUAAUAACUCAAAAUACACAAAGCCUGUGGCAGAUCGUAAAUCACCAGUUCUGUCAGCAGGGCAGAUAUUUGAUGAGAAAAGAUCCUCUACUCAAGGCCAAAACAGGACUGAGUUCUUCAAUUCUCUGAGAAGGAAGACCGCAAAUGCAACAACUUCUUCAGUGCAGCCUAAUCACGGUUUGCCCUCUAAUGCAGAUAAGUUGGAAGUGCAGGAUGGUGAGGUUGUCUCUGUCGAUCAGAUGAAAGAUAUCCAUGAUGCAGAUAUUGAACCUGCCUUGCAGGACAAUGGUGAUGUGUGUGAAGAAUCGAUAAGCAUUUUGGGUGAUGAAAAGAAGGAUGAUGAUUUACAUGGAAUUUCAGUUGCCCCAGAAGAAGAAGAGGCAGCUUUCUUGAGGUCCCUUGGAUGGGACGAGGGUGCUGGUGAGGAAGCAUUGACAGAAGAGGAAAUUAAUUCCUUCUAUGAGCUAAUGAAGCAAAGGCCAUCUGCUUCAUUCCAUCAGAGAGUUCAGUAUUUUAAGGAUGGAACUUCUGAGCCUAAUGCAAUCAGUAGCGCUGGGAGUACUUCUGGACUGAGCUCAUCUGAUUCUGAGACUGAUGGUUGACUAGUUUUGUAGGUUUUUCUGCAUCAAAGGUUUCUAUUAUAGUUUUCAGGAUUCAUCUGAAAUUGAGGUCUCAGAGAUAGAUUGCAGUUGAGGAGCGUACUCCGUAAAGAUCAACAAAUAUAUGUUACACAUGAGUUCCUGGAAAUGGAGGUGUAAUAAAUUGCUUGCACCGGGUCUUUCUGUUUGGCCUUUCACUUCUUCUAGUGGUUCUUCUCUGAAGUGUGGUGUAAUGCUCCAAAGCUUUUUGUAAGGUUGGGGUGGUUUUUGUCAUUUACCAGUCUCGGAACAUCAACCUUGGCAUAUCUGACAACUGUCUUUGUGUCGUCUGGAAAAUUUGAAUGGCUGCUCUCGAUGCUAUUUUUUUGAGAAGAGGAAAAAAGAGGUGAAUGUGGAAAUAUUGAGCUUGUCUAA
Messenger RNA from Nymphaea colorata (pocket water lily), 3850 nucleotides. RefSeq lists its product as uncharacterized. The coding region runs from base 1532 to 3439 and encodes 635 amino acids. The transcript has 5 exons. The record is from RefSeq and is a predicted model, not a curated record. NCBI's taxonomy places the organism in Eukaryota, Viridiplantae, Streptophyta, Magnoliopsida, Nymphaeales, Nymphaeaceae.